UGACUGAAUCCCGGAGUCAUUGGGUUCAUCCCACCCCACCUUCCCGUCUGCGUCUUCAGUUUGAACCAGAUCAGGCUCUCACUGUUUGCUCUCCAUGAAGUUUUUAACUAUCUGAGCCACAGGAAAACCAGGAGUCCAGUCGGAAAAACUACCUCCUGUUAUGUCAGGAACUCCUCACAGUGGCUCUCAGCUCUACAAAUCAAUAAAUCCUCAUCUCAUCAAGUCUGAUCACACAGUUCCACUGACACUAUUGAUCAUAUCAGUAAGACCCAUGUUGGGGAUUAAAUAGUCAAACAUGUCACAGCUGCUUACACCAGCUGUCCUCAGAUUUACUGAUCGACACCUGGAUCAGCAUAGUCCACAGCUGUAAGGAAUUCUGGGACAGAGUCUCUUUUCAUUAAUGAAGGACACUCCGGUGUCUCCUGAAGGAUCAGAGCCACUACUCAGAUCUGUUCAGAUCAUUUCACUCCGUGUUGGAAAGCUGUUGAUGAGAGGUGAACCAUCAUGGCGCUGGUGUCUGAGUUUCUGGGUCAGCUGACGCUGUCGUACGGCGGGGAACCGGAGCCCAAAUACCCCACCGUGGUGCCGGUACGAGACUUCGACCCAGUCAAGGAUGCUGCCAGGAUCGAUACUGCCAUUAAAACUAAAGGAGUAGACGAACAGACCAUCAUCGACAUCCUGACCAGACGGAGCUGUGACCAGCGCAGAGAGAUUGCCUUUGAAUAUGAACGAAUCUCCAAAAAGGAUCUGAGCGCUGCCCUGAAGGGGGCGCUGUCAGGCUCUCUGGAGGCUCUGAUGUUGGGUCUGAUGAAGAACACCACCCAAUACGACGCCUCCGAGCUGAAAGCCUCCAUGAAGGGGCUGGGAACCGACGAGGAGACUCUCAUCGAGUUGGUCUGCUCCAGAAACAACGAAGAGCUGACGGAGAUCAAAAAGGUGUACAAAGACAUGUUUAAGAAGGAGCUGGAGAAAGACAUCGCAGGAGACACGUCAGGAGACUUCGCUAAGCUGCUGCUGGCUCUGGUUCAGACAAAGAGAGACGAACCCUCCAAUGUCGUGGACUAUCAGAAGAUUGAUGACGAUGCCAGAUUGCUGUAUGAAGCUGGGGUUAAGAGGAAGGGAACCGACGUGGUGACCUGGAUCUCCAUCAUGUCCCAGAGGAGUGUCCCCCACCUGCAGAAAGUCUUUGAGAGGUAUAAGAGCUACAGUCCGUAUGACAUAAAGGAGAGCAUCAGAAAGGAGGUAAAGGGAGAUCUGGAGAGGUCCUUCCUCACCCUCGUGGAGUGCUUCGAGAACAAGCAGCUGUACUUCGCCAACAGACUUAAUGAUGCCAUGAAGAGUAAAGGCGCCAAAGAGAAGGUGGUGACCAGGAUCAUGGUGUCUCGCUGUGAAGUGGACCUGAUGAAGAUCAGGACGGAGUUCAAGAGACAGCACAAGAGAUCGCUGUACCAGACCAUCGCUGAACACACUAAAGGAGACUACCAGAAGGCUCUGCUCAGUCUGUGUGGAGGAGACGACUGAAGGCCGUUUCCCAGAAGGCCGCUGGGCUGAAGCAGCCGUCAUCAUGUGACUGAUCAGCUUCACAUGCUGGAAUAAAGACUAAAACCUG
Melanotaenia boesemani (Boeseman's rainbowfish) is the source of this 1609-nucleotide messenger RNA. Its product is annotated as annexin A2-like. NCBI's taxonomy places the organism in Eukaryota, Metazoa, Chordata, Actinopteri, Atheriniformes, Melanotaeniidae. Bases 505 to 1521 code for a protein of 338 amino acids. The transcript has 13 exons. Gene Ontology annotation, cellular component: cytoplasm. Gene Ontology annotation, molecular function: calcium ion binding; phospholipase inhibitor activity; cytoskeletal protein binding. The record is from RefSeq and is a predicted model, not a curated record.